GCGCAACUUCCGGGACAGAGGGCUGAGGCUGGAAGGAGCCGGGCAUCCGGCCUGAGGGGCAGCGCUAGUGUUAGUUCGGCCCAAUGGCGGCACCGCUGCUUCACACGCGGUUGCCGGGAGAUGCGACUGCUUCGGCCUCUGCAGUCAAGACGCUGGGCGCGUCGAGGACUGGGAUUUCCAAUAUGCGUGCAUUAGAGAAUGAUUUUUUCAAUUCUCCCCCAAGAAAAACUGUUCGGUUUGGUGGAACUGUGACAGAAGUCUUGCUGAAGUAUAAAAAGGGUGAAACAAAUGACUUUGAGUUGUUGAAGAACCAGCUGUUAGAUCCAGACAUAAAGGAUGACCAGAUCAUCAACUGGCUGCUGGAAUUCCGUUCUUCUAUCAUGUACUUGACAAAAGACUUUGAGCAGCUUAUCAGUAUUAUAUUGAGAUUGCCUUGGUUGAAUAGAAGUCAAACAGUAGUAGAAGAGUAUUUGGCUUUUCUUGGUAAUCUUGUAUCAGCACAGACUGUUUUCCUCAGACCAUGUCUCAGCAUGAUUGCUUCUCAUUUUGUGCCUCCCCGAGUGAUCGUUAAGGAAGGUGAUGUAGAUGUUUCAGAUUCUGAGGAUGAAGAUGAUAGUCUUCCUGCAAAUUUUGACACAUGUCACAGAGCCUUGCAAAUAAUAGCAAGAUAUGUCCCAUCGACACCGUGGUUUCUUAUGCCGAUACUGGUGGAAAAGUUUCCAUUUGUUCGAAAAUCAGAGAGAACACUGGAAUGUUACGUUCAUAACUUACUAAGGAUUAGUGUAUAUUUUCCAACCUUGAGGCAUGAAAUUCUGGAGCUUAUUAUUGAAAAGCUACUCAAGUUGGAUGUGAAUGCAUCCCGGCAGGAUAUUGAAGACGCUGAAGAAACAGCAACUCAAACUUAUGGUGGGACAGAUUCCACAGAAGGAUUGUUUAAUAUGGAUGAAGAUGAAGAAACUGAACAUGAAACAAAGGUUGGUCCUGCACGGCUCGACCACAUGGUGCAUCCUGUAGCUGAGCGCCUGGACAUCCUGAUGUCUUUGGUUUUGUCCUACAUGAAGGACGUCUGCUAUGUAGAUGGUAAGGUUGAUAACAACAAAACAAAGGAUCUGUAUCGUGACCUGAUAAACAUCUUUGACAAACUCCUGUUGCCCACCCAUGCCUCCUGCCAUGUGCAGUUUUUCAUGUUUUACCUCUGUAGUUUCAAAUUGGGAUUCGCAGAGGCAUUUUUGGAACAUCUCUGGAAAAAAUUGCAGGAUCCAAGUAAUCCUGCCAUCAUCAGGCAGGCUGCUGGAAAUUAUAUUGGAAGCUUUUUGGCAAGAGCUAAAUUUAUUCCUCUUAUUACUGUAAAAUCGUGCCUAGAUCUUUUGGUUAACUGGCUGCACAUAUACCUUAAUAACCAGGAUUCGGGAACAAAGGCAUUCUGCGACGUUGCUCUCCAUGGACCAUUUUACUCAGCCUGCCAAGCUGUGUUCUACACCUUUGUUUUUAGACACAAGCAGCUUUUGAGCGGAAACCUGAAAGAAGGUUUGCGGUAUCUUCAGAGUCUGAAUUUUGAGCGGAUAGUGAUGAGCCAGCUAAAUCCCCUGAAGGUUUGCCUGCCCUCGGUGGUUAACUUUUUUGCUGCAAUCACAAAUAAGUACCAGCUCGUCUUCUGCUACACCAUCAUUGAGAGGAACAAUCGCCAGAUGCUGCCAGUCAUUAGAAGUACCGCUGGAGGAGACUCAGUGCAGACCUGCACAAACCCGCUGGAUACCUUCUUCCCCUUUGAUCCCUGUGUGUUGAAGAGGUCAAAGCAAUUCAUUGAUCCUAUUUAUCAGAUAUGGGAAGGCAUGAGUGCUGAAGAGCUACAGGAAUUCAAGAAACCCAUGAAAAAGGAGAUAGUGGAAGAUGAAGAUGAUGACUUUCUGAAAGGUGAAGUGCCCCAGAAUGACACCGUGAUUGGGAUCACACCGAGCUCCUUCGACGCGCAUUUCCGAAGUCCUUCAAGUAGUGUGGGCUCCCCACCCAUGUUGUACAUGCAACCCAGUCCCCUCUGACCGCAGAGAUUUGUGACUGAGAUGUGACAUUUGGGAUUCCCCAUCACCCGUCAUGCCCUCAGCACCCAGCUUGUGCCAUUGGGCAUUGAUGGCACUGAACUAGAAUGAGUGCCUGCCUUGGCUGUGGCACCGCCAGCUUAGACUGAAUCAGGCAUCGGAAGACUGGGUGUUUUUUUUUUUGUUCCCCUUACAGACAAAAUGAAAAGACUAACUGUCAUGUGCAAUAUUUUACAGUGGGGUUGAUGAUACAUUUGGAAGGAUUUGCUUGUUUAAUAUGUACAUUUUUUGUGUUAACAGCUUUUUGACACAGUUACCAGGUAAUUUCUAAUAUAGGCAGCAGACUGUUUUCAUGGGUCGCUGUUCUGACGUGGGUUUUGUCAGAUCCGUGGUCCUGGGAUUUUGCUGAUCAGCUCUCCGUGAAGAAUCCUCUAGGAUGAAACUCCUAUUUAAAGACUUUAACUAGAAAGUGUUUAUUUUGGCUACAUUGUUCACCUUCUGCUGUAUUGGCAUUUGUCUGUUGGGAUUUCAAGGGAGUGUAGAGAAGAUAGAAGGAAAGCGGAGAGCUGGCGUGACGUGGUCUGGGACACGGUUGGAGCUGGCACUGAAGGAGAUCUUGUGGGACUUCAGAGACCAACAGAAGCCCAUGGGGGGCCGGGCGCGGUGGCUCAAGCCUGUAAUCCCAGCACUUUGGGAGGCCGAGAUGGGCGGAUCACGAGGUCAGGAGAUCGAGACCAUCUGGCUAACACCGUGAAACCCCGUCUCUACUA
Molecule: messenger RNA, 2806 nt
Organism: Rhinopithecus roxellana (golden snub-nosed monkey)
Lineage: Eukaryota; Metazoa; Chordata; Mammalia; Primates; Cercopithecidae
Gene: RRN3
Product: RRN3 homolog, RNA polymerase I transcription factor
Exons: 18
Coding region: 84-2039 (651 amino acids)
Biological process (GO): transcription initiation at RNA polymerase I promoter
Cellular component (GO): nucleus
Molecular function (GO): RNA polymerase I general transcription initiation factor activity; RNA polymerase I core binding
Source: RefSeq, a predicted model, not a curated record